Botrytis fragariae is the source of this 1125-nucleotide messenger RNA. RefSeq lists its product as uncharacterized. The transcript has 4 exons. The record is from RefSeq and is a predicted model, not a curated record. The coding region runs from base 1 to 1125 and encodes 374 amino acids. Lineage: Eukaryota; Fungi; Ascomycota; Leotiomycetes; Helotiales; Sclerotiniaceae.
AUGGCUGUAGUGACAGCCGAUAAUCAUGGGCCACUUCUGAAUGUCGCUAUGUGGAUUGUAUUGGUACCCAUGAUUAUCAUAGCUUCGACCAAAAUCUAUACCAAAUACGACACUCUUCGCAAAAUCCAGAUUGAUGAUUAUUUGGGUCUCAUUGCUAUGUUGUCCUCGGUCGGUCAAUGCAUAUGCACAUCGGAACAAAUUGCUCAUGGACUUGGGCAAAAACAAGACACUAUCCUUCAGAGUGAGCUUAAUCGCUUCUAUAUAGCUCAAUAUGCUGGUAACAUCAUGUAUAUCUCAGCAAUCUUUCUCUCCAAGCUAUCAAGUCUUUACUUCUUUGUUUGUCUCACUAGAGAAGGAAGCAACAAACGCCGAUUGAUUCAUAGAAGCAUUGUCUGGGUUGGAACAUGGAGCUUGGUCAGUAUAAUCGCGAUCGCUCUGCAAUGCCAGCUCCCAGAUCCUUGGGUGUUUGAGCCGGGGAAAUGUAUCAAUGUUGUAAGAUACUUCCAAGUCUUCAAGUUCUGUAUCCUAACCUUAGUCGCUGUUCCACAGAGAGUCUUUUGGACAGUCAACGCGGUAGUGGAUUCGUUGACUCAGGUGUUCGUUGGUCUGCUUCCUGUGCAUAUUCUGAGUGGUCUGAAAAUGGAGGAUUCCAAGAAAAGAUUGACGAUACUUUUAUUCUCGCCGAACCUUUUGACCUUACCUCUUCUUAUUCUUCGCAUAAUCUAUCUGUACAACACCAUCGAUUCAACAAACUAUACUUGGGAUUCAUUCAACUUGGCUUUAAUGACAAACCUGCACUCUUCCUUCACAAUUAUAUUGUCCUGUAUACCCUUCUCCAAAUCUAUCGUUGACAGUCUCGUCGUUGCACCGCAUAUCAUAACGGACACCAGAAGCGGGGUCCUCUCAAGUGAUCGGCUAAAAGGUGCAGAAAGGAGGAACAAAUCUUACACUAGAGGCUCUUCACACUUCCUAAGUGGAAUUACAGCUAGGACAACUACAAUCGUAACUGUUGCUAGGGGUGAAGCACAAGAAUUGAACGAGUAUAUCAGCCGUGCUGAGAGCCAAGAAAGAAUGAUCUCAGGGUCAACAAGCCCAGCUACAAGCAAAGCUGAAUGGCACUCAUAA